This is a messenger RNA of Bicyclus anynana (squinting bush brown), 938 nucleotides long. RefSeq names its product chymotrypsin-2. Lineage: Eukaryota; Metazoa; Arthropoda; Insecta; Lepidoptera; Nymphalidae. The transcript is spliced from 5 exons. Gene Ontology annotation, molecular function: serine-type endopeptidase activity. The coding region runs from base 1 to 903 and encodes 300 amino acids. The record is from RefSeq and is a predicted model, not a curated record. Gene Ontology annotation, biological process: proteolysis.
AUGUUCCUUGGAAUUCCAUUGGAAACCACUCAAGAUGCUCAGGCCGCUCAAAUAGCUCAAACCGCUCAAGUUCAAACAUCUGAAAAGGCUAAGCCAGCGUACGAUGUGACAAGUUUCUUCUCAUCACGCAUAGUAGGUGGAGUGGACGCUCCGAAAGGCUUCGCUCCAUACAUGGUGGCUCUCAUCACAGGCGACGUGAUAAAGUUUUUUGUUUGCGGCGGUUCCAUCAUCAGUAAGCAUCAUGUACUGACUGCAGCUCACUGCAUUGAACCUUUUGUACACUGGGGUGAACUUUCUGAGAGUUUCACCGGGUUAGCAGGCUCGAACUACUGGAACGCGACUUACGUCGUGAUAAAGUUCUGCGGCUACAGGAACCAUCCAGACUGGGACUGGGCGACCAUCAAGAACGACAUCGGCAUUCUGAUCACCGCAGUGGAAAUAUCGUUCACCGUCAGGGUUCGUCCGAUCACCUUGAACUUCGACUGGGUGGGUGGCGGGGAAAAAGGAUACGUCGCUGGCUGGGGACGUCUAGGGGCUUGGGAAAAUAUACCUUAUUGGCUCCAGCUUCUGCUCGUCAAAAUUCUGUCCCCCAAAGAGUGCCACGAGCGCAUGCUACAAGCUGCGGGAGCCGGGGUCAUUGCUCCUCCCGUGGACCCCAAGAUCGAGAUGUGCACAUUCGCUGGACUGGGAUCCGGCAUGUGCAAUGGUGACUCUGGCAGCGCUCUGGUGAAAAUAUUAAGACAACAGCAUGGGCAUGUCAUAUAUGAAGAGCAUGUGCAAGUCGGCAUCGUGUCCUGGGGCAUCCCCUGCGCUAGGGGAGUCCCUGACGUGUUCGUUCGGGUCAGCGGCUACAAGAGCUUUGUAACAGAGACCCUUCGGACGCACAAUACUUGUAAACGAUGAUUUAUUAUUUUUUAAGUUAUAGAAUAAAGUUACGU